AUGGCCACUGUCUCUGGCGCUUGCGUCAUUUCCAAGGUCUCUGGCUUGGUCCAGAUCCGUGAAGAUACCGCGCCGUCCAAGCUUAUGUGGAAGGCAAUCGACCAGGAUAAGUCGUUGGAGAUUCCACUCAAUGCUCUAUCGAAACUCCAGACCACCCCAGACUCGUCUCCCAAGAUGGUGCUCAAGUUAUUCUACUCUGAGCCGCCAAGCACGGAUAUCAAGGACAUCAAACUCAGCUUCAAUAACCGCCAGACCAUGACGUCGGUGAAGGACGCUCUCCAAACGAUCAUUGCUCGUCAGAAGACCAUCAUCAAGGAUAGCCCUGCUGGAUCGGAAAGAAGCACAGCGACGGCAUCCCCUGGUCCAGGUGAAAAAGAUGGCACUCCAGAAGGCACGCCCCAACCAGGGAACCCGUUGGACUUCUCAAGCCCGAAAUCGCUCUCUGAUACUAGUCUACUUAAGAACCACAAGCUCCAGCAGAAACUCUUGCUUGAGGAUAAGAACUUGCGGAAUGUUUUCACCCAGUCGGUGAUCAAGUUCAAGCUUUCACCCAUGAUGUUCUGGUCGAGCCGAAUUGGUCAGCUACGAACCUGUGCUUUACAGAUAUCCCAACACAGAGGACCCUACAAUGUGCUUUCCACCAUUAAGCCGGUGGCAACGUCCGACAACCAGGUCAACGUCAACGUCACGCGUGUGACAAUUAAUGAGAUUUUCGAGACGUAUCCGGUGAUCAAGCGGGCUUUUGACGAGCUUGUGCCUGCUAAACUCAACGAGGGUGAAUUCUGGUCACGAUUCUUCAACUCCAAGUUGUUCAGGCGUCUUCGAGGCGACCGUAUCAACACACUGAACACUCGAGGCGAUGUCGUGAUUGACAAGUAUCUAGACGAGGAUACCGGCGAAGAGCCCUCGAAGAAGCAAAAAACCGACAAGAUCAAUACGAAGGCCAACUACCAGGUGAACAAGUUUCUUGAUCUUUUUGGCAACGAGGAGGAUAAUUCACAGAAAUUAGGCCUUCUGCCUGAUUUCACCAUGAAAUUCUCUGACGAGAAUGCCGACGGAAACGACUCUGGAGUAGGCGGUGGUCAGAAGCCAAAGAGGGAAAACGAAAUGGUCAUUUUGAUGAAGAACAUGAACAAGCUUUCGAGCAAAAUGGUCGACAUGAACUCCCUGGGCAAGCAGAAUGAAGAGACGGCAGAUGAAGAGGUGAGAGAGCACGAGCGAGAGCUCGAUUUGAACGAUUUGAACGAGACAGAAGACAUCCAGUUUCUCCAGCUUCAUCUCGAGACCGAUAGAGCUCGCAGAAGUCUUGAGGAGCAGAGAACCAAGACUGAGCAGGAGGAGAAGGUUGAAGUUGGCGACCUAGGGCUGUUGUUGACAACCAAUGUGUUCAACUCUUCGGCGAGCGGAAAUGAUCUUAGUGAAGUCUACAAGUCCAAGACUGGAGAUAUAUCGAAAGCUGCCACUGACAUCACAGCACUCGUGAAAUACAACUUCAGGACGUUCAAGUCGCUCAACAACCUCAAGGAAGUGAAUAUCCCAACUGGAGAGAAUCUACUUCCUAACGACGUUGUCCAAGAACUCCUCACGUACAACGUCACAAUUGUGGAAUUUUUGCUGCAUUUUUGGAACCUUUUCUUGAACUCCGGCAAUCCCAGUCAGCUCAAGAAGCUUUUCUCGAAUUUGCGUUCUUGCCAGAGCGCUCUUGAUGCGCUUGAGCUGAAAAUCACCGCCAUAAUUAAGGAAAACCCACAUACAAAAGACAACGAGAAGCUUCAGCAGAAGUUGAUGAAGGACCUUGAAAAUUGCUUACAGCCGCUUAAGAGCAGCACCCAAAAGGCAUGCACAGACUACAUAGCUGCGGUGAAGGCUUCACAGAAGGAGGCAGCCGAGGGCAAAAACGACAAUGGAAAGCGUGCCCUAGAGGCCUAA
Molecule: messenger RNA, 1929 nt
Organism: Candidozyma duobushaemuli
Lineage: Eukaryota; Fungi; Ascomycota; Pichiomycetes; Serinales; Metschnikowiaceae
Product: TFIIH/NER complex subunit
Exons: 1
Coding region: 1-1929 (642 amino acids)
Biological process (GO): transcription by RNA polymerase I; nucleotide-excision repair; transcription by RNA polymerase II
Cellular component (GO): transcription factor TFIIH core complex; transcription factor TFIIH holo complex
Source: RefSeq, a predicted model, not a curated record